Molecule: messenger RNA, 264 nt
Organism: Blepharisma stoltei
Lineage: Eukaryota; Ciliophora; Heterotrichea; Heterotrichida; Blepharismidae
Source: the annotation of a GenBank genome assembly
AUGGAAAUUUUUGAAAAAGGAUUUAUGCUGAAGAACUUAGGUUUUGACUUGGAAAUUGCUAUGAGAAUGCUGGAAGCAUGUGGAGGAGAUGCUGAGCUUGCAUUUAGCCUGCUCCUAGAUGCUGGAACUGAUGUCAUGUGUGGAUUGGAUGAUGAUGUCACGGAGGGGUCACUGAGUUAUGAAGAUAGACAAGAUUAUGAAUUUGAAGAGGAAUUAGGAGUCAAGUUGAAGAAGAAGAUGCAGAAUAUGAAAAAGAAAGUUUAA